Messenger RNA from Closterium sp. Naga37s-1, 1707 nucleotides. Lineage: Eukaryota; Viridiplantae; Streptophyta; Zygnematophyceae; Desmidiales; Closteriaceae. The record is from the annotation of a GenBank genome assembly.
AUGGCCACAACACCUACCGAGGUGACGUGGCAGGAGAUGCAACGCAUGCUGACGUGUCUUCUGGAAGCAACCGAAGUUAUCCGAGUAGCCAAUAGUCGGAGGCAGCAGACCACUGAUCUGUUAGACGAGGCGAUCCACGUGUCGUCCGCUCAUUGGGCGCGUCACGAGGCUUUAGUCGCCGCGCACACGCGGGUCGCCGCCCGGCGCGCUGAGCUGGACAAGCUGCGUGCUGACGUGGCGGGAGCCCAGCGUGAGGUGGAGGACAAGCGUGCUGAUGUGGAGAGGCGGAGAGCGGAGCUCAAAGAGGCGAGGCACUCGUUAAGAGCUGCCUCGACAAGAUUAGUGGAAGCGGACCGCGUGUAUGCUUCUGUGCGUGCUAUGUGCACCCCCCCCCUGCGCUACCCCAACCUGCUCCCUCCUCCCUCCUCCCUCCUCCCUUCUGCCUCAUGCCUCUUUUUCUCCCCUUCCCAUUUCUGCCCGCCUCCUCCCGCUCCCCCUCCCCCCCCCCCCCCCCCCCCCCGCGCUACUUACACCUCUGGCCCCACCCGCUCCCCCCUUAUUCUUCCCCCCAUACCCCAGCUUCUCGUUUCCUUCUGUGCGCGCUACUUGCAUCUCCCCCUGCGCUACCCCAUCCUGCUGGCCGGCUCGCGAUGCCUUAUGGGUACCGCCACCCCUUCCCUUCCCUGCCUCUCCUCACACCCCCGUCCCCCUUCCUCUCCAUCCCCCACCCCUUCAGCUUGUAUGCUUCUCAGUGCGCUACCUGUAUCUCCCUCUCCGCUACCCCAUUCUGCUGGCCGGCUCGCGAUGCCUCAUGGUGGACCGCCACCCCCCUGCCCGAGUGGAGGCCCAGCUGCUGCACCUGCUGGGUGGGGGCAACUCGUUUCCUUCUGUGCGCGCUACUUGCAUCUCCCCCUGCGCUACCCCAUUCUGCUGGCCGGCUCGCGAUGCCUCAUGGUCGACCGCCACCCCCCUGCCCGAGUGGAAGCCCAGCUGCUGCACCUGCAGGGGGGAGGAGCAGGGGUGGGUGGUGCUGCUGGGAGAGGGGUAGCAGCAAGGGGAGCAGGAGGGGGAGGUGGAGGAGGAGGCGGAGCGGGACUUGGUUCCCUGCAGCAUAUUGAACAGCAGAAGCAGAGGCAGCAACAGCAGCAGCAGCAGCAGCAGCAGCAGCAACAGCAGCAGCAGCAGCAGCAGCAGCAGCAGCAGCAACAGCAGCAGAAGCAGCGGCAGCAGCUGCUGUAUAGGUCUGCUAGUGACAUGAAUCUGAUGCCAAGGAAUGGCAGCACGGGGAGCAAGGGGAGUGGCUGGGAGAAAGGGACCGGACGGAGGGGAGACAGCAGGAGCAGUUCUCCUGAAAGAGGGGUUUCCUCUGGGGGUGUACUGAGUGAUGGGAGAGGCGUGAAUGGGGCGAGCAAUCUCGGUGAUGGGGGGUGGGAGGCGGUUGUGAGGGGUUCCAGCCAGAGCAACAGCAGUGGUGGUGGUGUUGGGAAUGGUGCAAUGGCAGGAGGAAUGGCAGGGGCAGGGGGGAUGGGAGGAGGAAUUGGGGAGGGAGGGGAAAGGGGGGUGGAGGUUCAGUUGGCUCUGUACAUGGGUCAAUCACACGAUGCAGGGCGAUGCGCAUGUGCCAUGGUGCUGCUGGGGAAUGUAAGUGCCGUGAUGAUUCUCACAAGGGGGAAUGUGAGUGGUGGGUUUGGGGUAUGUGCGUGCUGA